CCCGUCAGAGACACCGCGAGAUCACGUGACUUGAGUUUUACUUCCUUAAAGUGUAAACAUUGACGACCGCAGGGUACUUAAACAACAAGCCAUGGCCGAUUCACAGUGUUAAGCUUUUAGUAUUGCAAAAAAUAUUCGAUGUGACAUCUGUAAAGAGCUGCAAAGCGGCUGGAACUGAGGAAGACCUGGAUCGAAGAAGCUCCAAGGGUUUGUGUGCUGUGAGGGAAUGGGUUACAUGCCUUGCUGUUCCAAAUGGAGAAUAAAGGGAGCGACGAGGUGGAAACAUUGAAGACAAAGUUUGUGUCUGUGUGGCACAAUGUCAAGUACAGUUGGGCUCUGAAAUUAAAGACCUCUUUCAGUAGAAAUUCCCCAGUGCUUCUCCUCGGAAAAUGUUACCAUUUUAAGGCAGAAGAUGACGACAGUGUUGCAGAGGCCUGCUCUGAAGCCUGUGAUGAGGACUCUGUUGUGGGGAACGCGGAGGCUUUCCGCAAGGAUUUUACGUCCCGGGUGUGGCUCACCUACAGGGAGGAGGCCCCCCCCCUCCCCGGCUCCACCCUGACCUCGGACUGUGGUUGGGGCUGCAUGCUGAGAGCCGGGCAGAUGAUGCUGGCUCAGGCCCUCAUUCUGCACUUCCUGGGCAGAGACUGGACCUGGUCGGAGGCGAUGGCGCUGCAGCCUUUAGACACAGAGACGUGGACCACCAGCGCAGCCAAGCGCCUGGUGGCCUCACUGCAAGGACCCUCCAGGCCCCCAGAGCAUGGCCCACAUCCCCCGCUCCAGUCCCAGGCCCCGGGAUCUGCAGAGGAGGCAGAUGCUCAUUUGAAAGAGAUGUACCACCGCUCCCUGGUGUCCUGGUUCGGGGACAGCCCCUCGGCUCAGCUCGGCCUCCACAGGCUGAUCCGCACCGGCCUGACCAUGGGGAAGCAGGCGGGGGACUGGUACGGGCCCGCUGUGGUGGCACACAUCCUCAAGAAAGCUGUGGAGGAGGCGAUGGACCCUGGCUUGGCGGGUAUAACUGCUUAUGUCUCCCAGGACUGCACAGUGUACAGUGCUGAUGUCAUCGAUAGCCAUAGGGCACCAAGAGCAGGGCUGCCCUCUGCAGAGAGAUCAGAGGCCCCGCCCACCUCACAGAGCAACCAACCGGUGUCAGCCUCCACCCUGACUGACAGCCGAGCCGUCAUCAUCCUCAUCCCUGUGAGGCUGGGAGGGGAGAAGACAAACCCCGACUAUUUUAACUUUGCAAAGAGCAUACUGAGUCUGGAGUACUGCAUAGGCAUCAUCGGAGGGAAGCCCAAACAGGCCUGCUACUUUGUAGGAUUUCAAGAUGACAGCUUGAUUUACAUGGACCCUCAUUACUGUCAGUCUUUUGUGGAUGUCAGCACCAGCGAUUUCCCUCUCCAGUCAUAUCAUUGCCCCUCGCCAAAGAAGAUGCCUUUCAGCAAGAUGGACCCAAGUUGCACCUUAGGUUUCUACUGUAAAAGUGCUCAAGACUACGAGAGAAUCAGCCAGGAGCUUUCUAAGGUGCUGCAGCCGUCAGCCAAGGAGAAAUACCCGGCAUUCACUUUCGUCCAAGGUCACGGCAGAGAUUACGACCUGUCUGCAGGCCUGACCCCGGAGAAGAGAGAAUGGCCCUUUAUCCGUGACCCCCGGAGGACGGUCACCACCACCGGGGACUUUGUGCUGCUUUGACAGCGCGGUUUUAAAAGACUACUGACGGGGAACUUCUUCUAAUGAAUCACACUGCUUGAUACACAAAGCUUUGUGUUUUAGUCUACUGGGACACUGAUGCUUAUGGGAUUUUUUUUAAAUACAGUAACUCAGUUAAUACCUCCUGAAAACUUUGUUGCCAAGCAGUCUUUGCCAUAACUAUUUUGGACUCAUAUUUGUUGUCUGGAACUGUGAGCUUUUGGUGCUCUGAUUUUUUUAAUGAGCUAAGAUGUCGUCUUAUGCAAAGGAACAUCGAUUCUAGUGGAACACCUCAAUUUGCACCAAAUAUCGACAUACUUAUUUUGGAGGAUUUUUUUUUGUAUUACUUACUUCAUGUUUAGAAGUCUUAAAAGUAUUUUCCUCAUCAUGAUCGUAAGGUCCAGUUAAUCACUCCCACAUGUUUUCAAGGCUAACAGUGUUAUACAAUAUGUGUAGUGUCAUUGGAGUAGAGCGUUAUUUUCACAGAGCCACAUCUCAGUUGGGAUAAGAUGAUUAUUGUUAAGCCGUAAUUAAUAUGGGCAAAGGGCUCUCUGAACUUUGGGAAACUUUUACUAAACCAUUCUGCCAAAAACCUUCCAUUAUAAUAAUAAUAAUAAUUCCUUACAUUUAUUAUAGCGCUUUAUCAAUGACUCAAAGCGCUUUACAUAUACACACAUUACACAUAUAUGAUACAUGCAAUGGUCAGAUACUGUGGACAAUACCCACAGGAGCAAGUUCAGGUGAAUAUACAGGAUGAAUUCUUCACCUGUCUGAAUCCAGUCGAUACGGGACAUUUGUUCUGAACACACUUAUUUCAUUAUUGUGCCAACAUGUCUUUCAUUCACGUUACAGCUCAUGUCUUUCUCUGAGCAAUAACAUAAUGGUGUUGUAUGACGAUGUGGUUGUUUGCGUGCCUCCUGUGUUUUUAGGUGGUAUUUAUAAAAAAAUAGAUAGGCCAGAGAUUGUUAAAGGGAUAAUGCCAUGUGCUAUAUCUCAUCAAGCACUAUCUGUAAUGAACUACCCUUAACAAUAGAGUUAUUUAGAUAUAAAGUAUUUACUGUAUUUGUCUAAUUAACACUGAAGUAAGUUUUAAGUCACAAAAUUGUAUUGUGGAGUAGCAAUCUACACCUCAUGAUGAAAUCAGAGACAUAUCAACCUUCCAAAUAAUAAUAAUUUGAUAUGCUGCAUGUAUGAACCAUUUUGGUUAAUCAUUUCUACACAUUUUUAUCAUUUCAAACCAUCCCUUUUUUAUAUCUUAUACAAUACGCAAAAGAAAGAGAAUUUACUAACAUUUCAUAUUAUGGUCAUUAAUGUUUUUCCUUCUUUUGAUUAUCUUCUCCUCAAUUCUAGUCUCCAGCAGUGAGUAACUUAAUGCUAUAAUGCUUUUUUAAACGCCUUUACUGUAUCUCCAUCGUAGCAAACUAGUGAAGUGAAGAAGUAUGUGACAACACAUUACGAUGCCAAACAGGAACAUGCACUUUGUCUUGAUCACUUCCACAUGACUGAAGUAUUCUGCCUGUUGAAUCUAUUGUAUGUACAUCUUUGCACUGCAACAAAUGCACGUCUGUUUGCAUAAAUUCACUUCUAAAAUGUUCAAAACAAUUCAAACUGCCAAAAGAAAAGUGAAUAAAGGCAAAAUAUUUGAUUAUUUUAA
Molecule: messenger RNA, 3340 nt
Organism: Gymnodraco acuticeps
Lineage: Eukaryota; Metazoa; Chordata; Actinopteri; Perciformes; Bathydraconidae
Gene: atg4c
Product: autophagy related 4C, cysteine peptidase
Molecular function (GO): protein-phosphatidylethanolamide deconjugating activity
Source: RefSeq, a predicted model, not a curated record